Molecule: messenger RNA, 1179 nt
Organism: Schistocerca gregaria
Lineage: Eukaryota; Metazoa; Arthropoda; Insecta; Orthoptera; Acrididae
Product: N-acyl-phosphatidylethanolamine-hydrolyzing phospholipase D-like
Exons: 3
Coding region: 1-1179 (392 amino acids)
Cellular component (GO): cytoplasm
Source: RefSeq, a predicted model, not a curated record
AUGAUACUGAAUAUGUUGAAGUCAAUGCUGUCUAAUUUCGAUAUGGAUCCAGUAGUCAAGCUGCCAGCACAAAAGCUCGCUAUAAUUCAACACAAGCCAUUAGAGGCGCCUGAUUUGUCGAAAAUUAGGUCGUUGGCCUCGCCUGGAGAGAAUCUAGACAUGGCCCAGUUCGAUGGACAGAGAUAUGUGCAGCCAUGGAAGAAAACAAGAAAGGGCAUUGAAUUUCUGGAUGUAUUCAAAUUAUUGAUCGUUUCACUGGGCGCCAAAGCGCCUUCCAAGAAAGAAGUUAGUUCUAUGCUGAGUUGCAAAAUGAAUUGGCAAUUGAUCAAAUCCCCUCCCGAUUCCGGUGGGACACAAGUGACGUGGAUGGGCCAUGCUUGCUUCCUCAUUCAGAUAGACAAUAUUAAAAUCCUCACUGAUCCCGUAUGGAGCAAACGUUGCUCUCCUUCCAAGUUCUUAGGACCGAAAAGGUUUUGUCAGGCCCCGUGUCGUAUAGAAGAGUUACCGCCAAUUGACGUGGUUGUCAUAUCUCACAACCACUAUGACCACUUGGAUGAGUACACCAUUAAAAAGCUGGGCAAUGCCCCGAUUUACGUUGUGCCUUUAGGGAAUGGAAAGACGUUGCGUUCCAUGUGUGUCAACGCCGGUCGUAUCGUAGAGCUCGACUGGUGGCAAGAGUGUUCAAUUACGCCGAAGGUAAGUUUGGUCUGUCUGCCGGCGAAGCACUGGUCGAAAAGGGGACUUUUGGAUAACAACAAGGCCCUUUGGUCGAGUUGGGGCAUAUUAGGAAGCUCAGUGAAGGUGUAUUUCUCUGGAGAUAGUGGAUACUGCAGCGCGUUCAAAAGCAUCGGGGAAAAGCUAGGUCCAUUCGACUUGGCGUUGAUUGGAAUUGGCGCCUAUUCACCAGACAGUCUAAGAGAGUUUCACAUGUCUCCAGAAGAUUCUGUCAUGGUACAUCUGGACGUGAAGAGUAAAAAAAGCAUUGCUAUGCAUUGGGGGACAUGGAAGCUGAGUCUGGAACAUGUAUUUGAUCCACCAAGAGAGUUAAAACGACAAUUGAAAAUGCGCAUGUUAGACCCUGACAGCUUCAUUUCCAUUCGAUGCGGCGAAACCCAACAAGUUCUAGGUGCAAUUCAAGACCAGGAAGAAGAAGAGGUCUUACUCGAGUCAAAUACAUAA